GCAUUCAGGAUUAACACAGGUUCACCAACCUACUAUCUUUGUUACUGAAGACUGAACCCGCGUUAAUGGACUACAAGGUCAAUUCCGCGAUAAAACAUGCGUCUAAAUGUUGUUGUUGCAGUUUCUGAAAACUGGGGUAUCGGGAAGGGUGGAGGUUUGCCUUGGAAAAUAAAGAAAGACAUGGAAUUUUUCAAAUCAAUAACAACUAAAGCUCAUCCAGGUCUCAAAAAUGCGGUUGUUAUGGGGAGAUUUACAUGGGAAUCUAUACCAGAGAGCUUCAAACCACUAAAGGAUAGGAUUAACAUAGUGGUAUCAAGCACACUAUCACACGCACCACCACGUGUUCAAAUUGUUCCCAAUCUUAAUGCGGCCAUUGACUUGUUAUAUAAUGAAGAAUUCAGCUCCAUAGUAGAUGAGGUUUUUAUCAUUGGUGGGCAUCGUCUUUACGAAGAAGCCUUGAAACAAUCCAUAUACCCGGUUCGUAUCUAUUGUACGCACAUACUAAAUGAGGUGGACUGCGAUACUUAUUUCCCAAAACUCGAUUGGAGUAAACUGAAAAAAGUUGAUCUACCGGAUAUACCAGCGGGUACUUUCACAGAGAAUGGAUUUACAUACAAAUUCUGUGUUUACGACGUUCCAUCCGAACAGUUUAUAUAAUUUAUAAAUUCAUUAGUAGAUAUCAUUUAAUCAAAUAUUUAUUCGUAAAAUUUUUAAUUUUAAAUACAAAUCGUUUUAUA
Schistosoma guineensis is the source of this 737-nucleotide messenger RNA. Lineage: Eukaryota; Metazoa; Platyhelminthes; Trematoda; Strigeidida; Schistosomatidae. The record is from the annotation of a GenBank genome assembly.